AAAAAGUUUUUAAAUCUGUAACAAAGUCUAUUCACCCCCUCUAGACUUUGUAUCUCACCACUUUGGGACCACCAAUUGGUAUCAGAGCAAACUUCUCACUAUCUACGUUUAGAUUAACGAGAAGCGAUCAUAAUGGUGAACGAUAUGGAUCACGGUUUGCCCAAGUUUUCUCUUCUAGGUUAUGAUGAUUGGAAGAUCAUGAUGGAAGCACACCUCUACGCUCUACAUGAUUGCAUGUGGAUGGUGCUUGAGGAUGGACCCUUGAAAAUCCAAAUGGAGAAUCCUGAGAGGAAUCUAGCAACUCCAGAUGUAGUCCAGUACAUUCCAAAGCCCAAGGAAAAAUGGGAUGAUAGAGAUUGCAAAAAGCACAAUCUGGACAAUGUCGCCAAAGCAGCCAUCUUCAAGACACUUGAUCCCAUCACCUUCUCCAAAAUCAAACAUCUCAAGACUGCCAUGGAGAUAUGGCAAGGUCUUGGGAAGCUAUGUGAGGGAUCAGAGGACCUGAGAAAGCAGAAGAUAGAAGUCCUGCUUGAAAAGUUUAAAAGCUUCAAAAUGCUUCCCGGAGAAUCAUUUGAUAUGUUGGAUGAAAGAUUCCACAAGAUAUUGAAUGAUCUUGCAUCACUUAACCACGUUCUUUCUCCCAAAGAAAAGAAUGUAAGGUUGCUGAGAUCACUUCAAACUGAGUGGUACACCAAAGCCACAGCCAUGGAAGAAGGAAGAAACCUGGAGAACUACACUGUCCAAGGUCUCCUUGACGAGCUCAGAACCUAUGAGCACGAGCUGAAGAAGAAGAAGGAAGAACAAGUCACUCCCUUCCCCACGGCAUUGAUGACAACUCCAAGAGUCCCAUCAAGUGAAGGGACAUGCCCAAGAAGCUGUGACACACCUUCCUCCAGCCAGCCGCCAAGCUCAAAAAUGGAGAACUACGAUGAGGAAUUUGCCAUGAUGGUCAAGCAAUUCCGGAAGUUCAAGAAGUUUUUCAAGAAGGCUGAUUCAAUCAGAAGGCCAACCAAGGGAAAGCCACAAGUAAGUGACUCCCCUCCUGAAUCUUAUUUAUGUUAUAACUGCAGAAAGCCUGGCCACUGGAAGUCAGCAUGCCCGUACCCAAAGGUGGAGAAGUACGGAGAAAGAGAAAGGAACGAGAAGAAAACGAAGGCAAUGGUUGCUGCUGAAAGCGAUGAAUCAUCCAGCUCAAGCUCGGAUGAAGAAGCCCUCGUUUGCAUGGAGCGCAGAGCUGAGAAGUCCAACCAUGAGGACAGGUGGACUAUGUCAGAAGAUGACACUCUCUGCCUAAUGGCCAAAGAUGAUGCUGAUCAAGAGUUCAAGAAGAUGAUGGAAGAUUUUGAGGAAAUAAAUCUCAAACACUCAUCCUUAACAGAAGAGAACAAGUUGUUAAGUGAAGAGCAUCUCAAGUUGACUGAAGGGAUACUUAAGUCCAAAGAAGCAGUGGAUAAGCUUCUUGAAUCGACCAAACAUAAGGGUCGUGAAGGACUUGGGUCUGACCCCUCCAGUUCCAAAAGGAAAGGGAGAACAACUUUCAUCCCUCCUAAACCUACUGCCAAACCAAAUAAGCAGAAAGGAAAGGAAAAGGAGAAACCAACAGAAGUUCCCAAAAAGGAAGCCGCUAAGUACCCAGGUGUCUGGUACUUAGACAGUGGCUGUUCAAGACACAUGACGGGUGAUGCGAGCCUUUUGAGCAAUCUAAUUCCCUUUGAUGGUCCAAGAGUUACUUUUGGAGGAAGCUAUGAUUUUAGCCUUACUAAAGGGCUAGGAAAUCUGGUGUACAAGGGACUAACCAUCCAAGCUGUAUCUUAUGUAGAAGGUCUCAAUUAUAACCUUCUUAGCAUAAGUCAGUUUUGUGAUAAAGGUUACUCCUUGGAAUUCUGCAAGGACACGGCAUCUCUCAAGAACAUCUCCACAAAUGAAGUUAUUCUCACUGGGAAGAGAAUCAGAAACAUCUAUGAAGUAAUGUGGGACAAUGUCAAGGAAGCAUGUCUAAUCAGCAAAGGUGACACUAACCUUCUAUGGCUUUGGCAUAAGAGGUUGAGUCAUCUCAACUUCAAAACUCUCAACAAGCUGUCCAAAGAAGGGUUAGUAGAAGGUCUUCCCAAAGCUGUAUUCAGAAAGGAAAGCAUUUGUGAUGCUUGUCAGAAAGGAAAGCAAGUCAAGUCCACUUUCAAGGCAAAACCGGCACCCUCAACUACAAGGAUAUUAAGUCUUAUUCACAUGGACUUAUUUAGCCCUGUUACACCAAUAAGUCUAAGUGGAAAGAAAUAUGUCCUGGUUGUCGGUGCAAAUGUCCACUUCCAGAAGUUAGAAGCCAAGUGCUCUUCACAGACAUUCUUUGAAAGCUAUCUGGAGAUGAUAGCCGCUCAAGAACUCUCCGAAGUUCUUCAAAUGGAGAUUCGCCUCAAAUUUGAGGAAGAAGUUCUUGAAUUCUACAGAAAUGGAGAAGUCAGGACUGCUCAUUCAAAGAAGGACCCACAGAGGACGUUUCUAGUCAUCAAGUCCACUGUUGGAGUCAAAAAUCUGGACUGGAACAUCAUUGGAAUCUCUGGGCAAAUUCCUUCUGGCCCGGCGAAGAAAGCAGAUCUAAACAACGAUUACAAGUUGGUUUUUGAACUGGUCAUCGCUUGCCUCGAGUGUGGAAGUGGAGGUCAUGCCGAUGACAUCACCCAGGAGAGAGCCUUCAUCAUCAACUCUCUCAUUACCAAAACUAAGGUAAACUGGGCUGCACACUUUUUCAAAUCCAUUUCAAAACAUCUAGGAAAGCACAAUCAGAAGUAUCUCUGUCAAGGUCUGUAUAUUGGACGUAUUUUGGAAUCUAUGGGCGCUGCAGUUAAAGGGAAAAAGUAUGAAGCCAGAUACUGGCUAUACUACUUAUCCUCCAAAGGAGAAAACAGAGCUAGUACUAGUGCCACUGCAGAAGAAAGCUCAUCAGACAAUGUUCCACUCAUCAAUUUGGCAAAGACUGCCAAGAGAAAGCAUGUGGUGUCUCCCUCUCCAAGUGUUGAAGCACCACAGAACCUUGCUUUGAUCUGUUUGGAAGAGGAAGAAGAAGUCUCUGACCAUGGAGAACUUCAAAGGAAGAAGAAGAGGAAGAUCAACUCUCCAUCAACAUCUGGAAAUGUCAAUCCGGAUGAGUUGAAGGAGAAGGAACCUGUUGAGGAAACCUCUGCCCAAAACCGGAGCCCUCAACAACUUGAAGAAGAAACUCCUCAACUCUACUAUGAUUGGAAAGCCUGGAAAGUUGGAAAUUCAGCAGAGCAAGUGUUGAAUUGGGACCAACAACUGAAGAAUGAGAAGAUCAUCAAGAAGUGCUUAGGAAUACCAGUCAACCACACCUGUGAACAAAUUUUGGAUUACUACUGGGUAUGGCAAAGGAACCCUGAAGACUUGCAUCUGGAAUACGUGGCCAACACACCAGUUUCAGACUUUGAAGCAGAUGAUGAAGAUCCUGCAGUCUUCAAGCCAGUCUUCUCAAAAGGCAUAGAAGAUCAAGUGGUUCUCACUUCUGAAGCACAAGGUGUUUUGGAAGCAGCAGGUGAAGAUUUCCAAACACUUCCGGAAACCUCACAUGCUUCUGAAAUGGUUCUAACUGAAGAGAAGGCAACCUCUCCCCUACUAGAACAGAACCACAAAACAGCAGAAGAAGAAGAAUUUCAGCAACUGGGUCAAUCUCAAAUUCUUGAGAUUCUCACAACUGCAUGUGAGAUCUCCAAUCCUAGAGAAAUUGAGAUCCCGGAGAAGUCAGCAGAAAUUCCGGAACAGUCAGCUCUCCCAGAAACAAUGGAGCAAGCUGUUGAAGCGCAAAGGAAUUCUGGAGAAGCUGAAAAGGAAACUCAAAUGGCAGAACUAGAGGUCUCUCAAACUCCAGUAGCCAUUUUUGAAGAACAGAAUUCAGCUGAAGAAAGAGACUCCCUCUCUAGGGAUAUAUCAAAUUUUGUGUUUGAUGCAGCAGAAGGAGAGUCUGAAAGAACACUGAAGGUUACUGAUGAAGAAGAUGUACAAGAAGAUGCUGAAUCUCUUCCUAUGCAACUCUUUCAAAGAACACCAUCCUCUCAUCAGGUAACCAAUUUUCAUUUUCAUAGCUCUUCCACCCCUACACUUCCGGGUAUUGUACCAGAAAUCUGGACAAAGAAGGUCCAAGGGCUGAUUGAAUCAGCCCUAGAAUCUCAACAUGCCUCCUUUAGGCAAGAGAUAGAGCAAAUGGAAGUCAGGUACACCCAGCUUAUAGAUAAAUCUGAAGAGAAACACAGCGCAGAUCUCAAAGAAAUAAGCAAAUCAGUGCACAAGAAUCUGGAGAUUAUCUCUCUAUUGAGUGAAACUGUGAGCAACACGAUGGAAAUAUAUGCCUCUGACAGUCAACUUCAACUCAAAGAGAUCAACAACGUCAAGGAGCAAAUAGCGAGUGUCACAGUUGGUCUCCAAAAACAGAUGUCCCUUCUCCAAAUGGACAUCAGAUCAGCCCUAGCAGUAGCUUUUGCAAAUCAGGUAGUGACCAAAGACUACUUGAAGGUGAUCAUUGACAAUCAAAAGGAAGCAUACAAGCUGUUCAGACUUAUUGGCGCAAAUUCUGGAAACCACAAGAUGGAAGUGAUUCUCCAACAACACAGUCCAUCUCCAAUACCACAGCUCCCUAUUGCAGUCAAAGAAGGAGAAGCAUCUUAUAUUCCUUCUCAUCUGAACAUGACAAAUCUAAUCCUUGAAGCACAGCAAAGAAAUCCGGAAAACUCAGCACAGCAUCUAUCCAGCUCAGGACUGGAUGGAACAGAAUUUAUAGGUACAGUUGUUGAUCACUUCUCAAAUGAUGCUCAAUCAGAAGAAAGACGCAACAACCUAAGGCGCAUCAAAGAGCUAUGUGGAAACUUGAAGGGCAUGAGUGAGGUUGCCGGAUCUUCAAAGCGCAAGAGAAACUGAAGGUUCUUUUCAUCAAACCAGGGGGAAAGUAUGUGAAUACAUUAAUUUGUUUUGAUGAAAACACCUUCUUGUUUAAACAUUGCUUGAUCGGUUUAAACAUUGCAACAUUGCUUCAACAAUUUUCUUAAUUGUGCUUAUUAUGCUUGAUUAUGCUUAUCUCAAGUAUGAUUUUAAAAUUUUUUUUCUGAAGCGCAUACAUUCAGGGGG
Cuscuta campestris is the source of this 5127-nucleotide messenger RNA. Lineage: Eukaryota; Viridiplantae; Streptophyta; Magnoliopsida; Solanales; Convolvulaceae. The record is from the annotation of a GenBank genome assembly.